UGAGAGUGAAAAGACCCUCUGCUGCCCUUUAAAGUUCAAUUUCCUUGCUACGUUAAAAGGAUAACGAAAUCGCCCAACUCAAAUUUGAAAGGAAUCAUCGGAGACUUUCAGGGGAUUUGGCAAAGUCUUAACUUGUUCUUCGGUUUCGGAAACACGACCCUUUUCUUCUCUACUUAUUUGGUUCUUUGCAGGAAAGAAAGGAUGUCAUCUACUAGAGAGACAAUGGUGGACCCGUUAAAAACCUGGAAGUUCCUUGUUUGGCCGACGAUCACAAUCAAACCCAUUGGUUCAUACUUUUUCUUAUUAAAAACAAUUCUAGCUAGUUUCUUAGUUGCUUCAAUCUCUCUGUCUCUGUACUUUGCUUUCUCUAGCCAACCCCAGUGGCUCCCUUCUCCCAACUGCAAUAACCCUGUCAUUAUUUCCGAUCACCAAAAGUUUACUACCAAGAACAUUUCCAGUCAGGCUUAUGAAAGGACCGAUUUAUCCCACAUCCAGUUUGGCAUCGGUGGCUCGGCCAAGACCUGGAACGAGCGUCGCCGUUACUGCGAACUGUGGUGGAGACCUAACGUUACCCGUGGGUUUGUUUGGCUGGAUGAGAAGCCUCCGAAUGAUGAAAAGUUGCCACCAACAUCCCCUCCGUAUAAAAUCUCCCAGGACACUUCCAGGUUCAAGUACACAAGCUGGUACGGCUCACGCUCAGCUGUUCGGAUAGCCCGUAUAGUGAAGGAAAGCUUCGAGCUUGGAUUGGAUAACGUGAGAUGGUUCGUAAUGGGAGAUGAUGACACGGUAUUUUUCCUGGAAAACUUGGUCACUGUUUUAAACAAAUAUGAUCAUAAUCAAAUGUAUUACAUUGGUGGAAAUUCUGAGAGCGUUGAGCAAGAUGUGAUACAUUCUUAUACCAUGGCCUACGGUGGAGGUGGAUUUGCAAUAAGCUACCCUUUAGCAGCUGAGCUUGUUAAGGUUUUAGAUGGCUGCAUUGAUCGAUACGCGUCGUUCUAUGGGUCUGAUCAAAAAAUUCAGGGUUGCAUGAGCGAGAUUGGUAUUCCUGUCACUAAAGAGCUUGGUUUCCAUCAGGUUGACAUUCGAGGGAACCCUUAUGGUUUACUGGCUGCACAUCCUCUGGCCCCAUUGGUGUCACUUCACCAUCUAGACUACAUUCAAUCCAUUUUUCCGGGAAGGACCCAGAUUUAUUCAAUCAAGAAGCUACUUAGUGCUUAUGAAAAGGAUCCGAGUCGGGCCCUACAGCAUAGUUUCUGUUAUGAUUUGAAGCGUAAUUGGUCUGUUUCAGUGUCUUGGGGCUACACUGUGCAGUUGUAUCCAUCUCUAGUUACGGCCAAGAAGCUUGAAACGGCAUUUUUAACGUUUAAAUCAUGGAGGAGUUGGAACGACGAGCCCUUCACUUUCAACACCCGACCCGUUGGCCAAGACCCGUGUGAGAGACCCGUUAUAUAUUUCUUGGAUCGUACCGAGAGGGUUACUGGGGAUAGGACCCUAACCACUUACAUAAGAUAUGUUGAUGGGUCAGAGACAGAAUGUGACAAGCCGGACUAUGCCCCUACUUUGGCCGUGCAAUUCCUCCAUGUCUCAAGUGCUAGGCUGAACCCUACCAUUUGGAGGAUGGCACCACGUAGACAAUGCUGCGAGGUUAUCAACGGCGGAGAUGGAGAGGACAACCUGAUCCAGGUCAAGAUUAGAGGCUGCAAACGCUUUGAAAGUGUGACUCCUCUGUAGAAUGUGCCCACAUUCACACAGCCGCCGCAAAGGGUCUCUGCUCAAGGGAGAAAAAAUGCCAAUUCCCACGGCAAAAGCUCCCUGUAAAUAUAAAGGUCUUUUUGCACCUGCAACCCCCUUUUUCACUU
Messenger RNA from Theobroma cacao (cacao), 1859 nucleotides. RefSeq names its product glycosyltransferase (DUF604). The record is from RefSeq and is a predicted model, not a curated record. Lineage: Eukaryota; Viridiplantae; Streptophyta; Magnoliopsida; Malvales; Malvaceae.